Trichechus manatus latirostris (Florida manatee) is the source of this 640-nucleotide messenger RNA. It is a transcript of the gene RPS24, whose product is annotated as ribosomal protein S24. Gene Ontology annotation, cellular component: ribosome. Lineage: Eukaryota; Metazoa; Chordata; Mammalia; Sirenia; Trichechidae. Bases 143 to 538 code for a protein of 131 amino acids. The record is from RefSeq and is a predicted model, not a curated record. Gene Ontology annotation, molecular function: structural constituent of ribosome. The transcript has 7 exons. Gene Ontology annotation, biological process: translation.
GGCAUUGGCGCGGUCGGCCCCGUUGCCCAGGCCACGCCCCCUCGCCGGCGCUUUCUAGGGUCCUUUCGUGCGCGUUGAUAUGAUUGGCCGGCGAAAGCUAGCUCUCUUUUCUUUGCCGGCUGCCUGAUCGUCUGCCGCCAUCAUGAACGACACAGUGACUAUCCGGACCAGGAAGUUCAUGACCAAUCGACUACUCCAGCGGAAACAAAUGGUCAUCGAUGUCCUUCACCCUGGAAAGGCAACAGUACCUAAGACAGAAAUUCGGGAAAAACUAGCCAAAAUGUACAAUACCACACCAGAUGUCAUCUUUGUGUUUGGAUUCAGAACCCAUUUUGGUGGUGGAAAGACUACUGGCUUCGGCAUGAUUUAUGAUUCCUUGGAUUAUGCAAAGAAAAAUGAACCUAAACACAGACUUGCAAGACAUGGCCUGUAUGAGAAGAAAAAGACCUCGAGAAAACAGCGCAAGGAGCGCAAGAACAGAAUGAAGAAAGUCAGGGGGACUGCAAAGGCCAACGUUGGUGCAGGCAAAAAGAAGUGAGCUGGAGAUUGGAUAACAGAAGGAAUAAAGAUUCUGCAGUGACUUGAUCUGCAAUGAUUGUGUGGAUUUUUCACCAGAGGAUUAAUAAACUAUAAAAACUUA